CUCGUAACAAAAAACAUACAUCAAAGAAAUGUAAAAGUCAAAUUCGUGAGAGGUUAUUAGUCAAAAUUCCUGAAAUACUGAAAUGAAAAUUAAAUUAAACCUUAUUUCGGCCUAACGGUUUAUUCGCCACUAUUUAUAAUGCCUAGUGAAAGCCAAGAGGAGUCAAUUCAAAAUGAGUGUUCGUGUAUACCCAAGAAGAAAAAGAAAAAAGACAAAGUUGACAGCAAUGUCGACAUGGACAGCAUACCACCCCCGCCGCCUGGGGGAGAGCUCGAAUGGGACCUGCAGUUCUGCAGGUGGUGGGGCUGGAACUGGGUUCGACGCAAACCUGAAGAUUUAAUGUUGAACCCGCGGUCACAAUAUGAGCCACUACACUGUCGAUUUAUGUAUCCAUACGGCCCUGAAAGGGAGGGGAUUUGUAUUUGUAAGAAAAUUAAAGACUGCUGCAAGUCCAAAUGUUGUAAACCUAAAAAGAAUAAAUAUUGUCCCUGUCCAUUUCCACAACAACAUCCAGAUGCGUGCAGGUAUUAUUCAAAUGACAUGUACAUGAGACCAGAUUAUCAGUUCCCCCAAAAUGGCGUAUGCAGAGAUGUAUAUAGGAUGGAUCCUUAUUCUUGUCCUCGUCGAAUGUAUCGUGACGAUUUUCGACAAGAAGAUGAUCCUCGAUAUAGAGAUUAUCGUUAUGGACCAGAGGGCCGAAGGGGACCUCCAGACCAAUAUUAUCGAACCAAAUAUCGGCCAUCAAUCAGGCAAUGUUGUAAAUGUUGUAAGUGUCCCACACAAGGGUCCUCUCAAAAUCUGGAUGACGACUUCGAUCGCGUCAGUGUAAGCCUCCAUGAGAAAAACAAAACGAGACACUACGUGUGUCAUCCAUCCAGCGCACCUAAUCAAAAUGUUGAGAAUCGUGGUUACCAAGAAAAAGACCACUCAAGUAAUAACACGUGUACAAAGCCUAACAUACAAACGGUGCAAAAUCUUCACGACCUCUGCUAUCAUUACAAUCCAUAUUUGAGUCACUUAGGAGUGCCCUCUUUCCAUAAGUGUGGGCCUCCAACUAAAACUUUCCCGUGGAUGGAACAACCUUUUGCCAAUGACAGUUACAGAGAUGAAUUUAUAAGUCCAGUAACGGGGAAAACUUACAGUUUAAAUUUGGUUCAUUUAAACAAAGAUCACUUACCUAGAACUCUUCCUAACCCUAUCGAUCCAAAACAAGUUAACUUCGAUAAAGUAUUUGAGGUAACCGAAAAUCUUGCUAGUAUGAAGAAAAAUCUACUAUAUGACAACGUAUUAAAUUGUUUAUCACAAAAGACACCUUUUGGUGCUUUUACAUUUAAAAACAUAAAUCCCGUGGAUAAUAUUUUUGAGGAUGAAUCCAUACAAGUCACUCCUAGACAUGAGGACAACAAUCUAUUAUCCGAUGUUAGGAAAAACUUAAGGCGAGUAGAUGUUUUAAUGAAAAAUCUUACAGAUAGAGAAAGUGACAUAUCUAAUCCAAACAACAGUGAUUACAGUAGUGUGGACUGUGACAAAAUUAUUAGAAAAAUUUCUUAUAAUAGUCUGGAAGAUAUACAGUCAUCUGAUGAUAUUGGAAUCCACACGGGGGCAAGAUCUAAGUAUUGUAAAAACGCAACAAUUCAAAUUGAUAUUCAAGAUUCUGGCAACAGUAGCUGUAAAGUUUCUGGAAGAUCGUCAAAAAGAGCUUUGUCGCAGUCAUCUAUAGAAAAUGUACAUAAUAAGAAAAUCAAAACUUUUAAUGAACAAUUUUCUUAUAGUGAGCAUUGUAAUCCCAAAAUUGGUAAACCUACCAAAAGUGAUAAAUUACGUUCAAUGAAUAUGGCCAUUUAUCCAGAUAGGUUUAAUAAACAAAGAAAUUACGCCUAUUAUGUCGAAGACCAUAACAAUAUCACAAAUUACAAACAUUCAAUACAUAGCGCAACUACAUGCGAGAAAAAUGAAACCGCCGAAGAAAGUCCUCAUGGAAAUACAUUUUCAGAAAGCAACAAUUUAGAAAUGAACGAAAGCAGCGAUUGCACUCCAGGCACGAUGAAGCCUUUGAUUUUAAAGAAGUUGAGAAAUUAAUAUCAUGUAAACAAUUCACAAUUAAAAAAUGUCGAUCAUUUCUGAAUAUAUUACAGGAUGUGCAAAAUGUGUCCAUAAUAUCUAUGAAAUAUCUGUAAAAUAUUCCCAACCCUCAUUUAAUUGUAUUGUGACAGUUGUGUCUUUUUGUUUUUAUUAUUCCUUGGAAAUCUAAUAAAUUUAUUAAUUACUAA
Aethina tumida (small hive beetle) is the source of this 2270-nucleotide messenger RNA. RefSeq lists its product as uncharacterized. Lineage: Eukaryota; Metazoa; Arthropoda; Insecta; Coleoptera; Nitidulidae. The coding region runs from base 139 to 2079 and encodes 646 amino acids. The record is from RefSeq and is a predicted model, not a curated record. The transcript is spliced from 4 exons.